GUCCCUUCCAAUCCAGGCCAUGCCGUGACUCUGUGAUUCUGUCACGUCUCCCAACAGACACCAGCAUCUCUCGGAGCGCGGCACGGGACGGCUGCUGGUGCAAACUGGCGUACUGGGAGCACCGGACACGCGUGGGUCGCCUCUACGACGUGCACGAAGCGUCGGUGAACGUCUUCAGCGAGCUGCCGCGGGGCAGCGGGUUCUGCCUGGGCCAACUGCCCGCCAUGCACCGCAGCCGCGCCGUGCGCCGCGCCAGGGGGAAGAUUGGGAAGGGGCUGCUGCUGAGCCGGGAGCUGAGCGCCGUCUGGGCGUACAACCGAAGCGAGCAUCCCAUCUUUGUCAGCUCGCCCACCCUGGGCCCUCCUGGAGCCCACGGGCUGGCCGUGCUCAAAGUGCUGCCAGGGUAUUCGGUGAAGGUGUUCGACUACGAGAGGGCAGGGGGGAUCGGGGCCGGGGGGUGGCAGAAUGGGGAUGGGCCUUGUGACCCCCAUAGCGUCCGGAUCAGCUUUGGGAAGGGCUGGGGGCCGUGCUACUCCAGGCAGUUCAUCACCUCGUGCCCUUGCUGGCUGGAGGUGCUGCUGGCACAGCCCCGCUGAGCGGCCGUUGGGGUGGCACGACCCCCAUCUAUGGGCCCCUGCGUUCCCAUGGGACCCCCAACCCCCCCCCCCCCCAAAGCCCGGGUGUGGGGCUGGGGCAGGGCGUUAUUUAAUCUCUCCUUGGUUAUUAUGAUUUCCGUGGUUACGUUGCAUGUUUAAUUUAUGUUAUUUGUGUAAAAGGGUGAACAAGGAGGAAGUUGAGGAGGGUGGGAGUGCAGGGAAUGCGAGGGUCUAUAGGGGGCAGCUCCUGAGCAGGGGGUGAGGGGGGAUUGGGAUGAGCACAGCUGGAAUAGGGCUGAGCAGAGCAGGAAUUAGAGGUGAGCGCGGCUGGAAUGAGGGGUGAGCAGAGGUGGAAUGAGGUGGGCACAACCGGAAUGAGGAAGGAAAGCUGAGGAAUGGAGGUAAUCACAGCUGGAAUGGGGAACUGAUUGAGUGAGGGGUGAGCACAGCUGGAAUGGGGGGUGAGCACAGCUGGAAUGAGGGGUAAGCACAGCUGGAAUGGGGAAUUGAUUGAAUGAGGGCUGAGAACAGCUGGAAUAGGGGGUGAGCACAGCUGGAAUGAGGGCUGAGAACAGCUGGAAUAGGAGGUGAGCACAGCUGGAAUGAGGGGUGAGAACAGCUGGAAUAGGGGGUGAGCACAGCUGGAACGAGGGGUGAGCACAGCUGGAAUGAGGUGGGAACGGCUGGAAUGGGGAAUUGGUGGAAGGUGGGAUGAGAACAGCUGGAAUGGGGGCGGGCACAGCUGGAAUUAGGGGUGAGCACAGCUGGAGGAGGGGGCAGAAACGCGCAUCCGAGGCGGUGCAGGUGAGCACAGCUGGAAUGCGGGGCCGGGGGGGGGAGGUGAACACAGCCGGAAUCCAGGCAGGUGAGCGCAGCGGGACCGUAGGAAGAUGAGCACAUCUGGGGCAGCUCCCCCUUCCCCCUUCCC
Lagopus leucura (white-tailed ptarmigan) is the source of this 1524-nucleotide messenger RNA. Its product is annotated as mothers against decapentaplegic homolog 6-like. Gene Ontology annotation, biological process: cell differentiation; anatomical structure morphogenesis; regulation of transcription by RNA polymerase II. The transcript has a single exon. The record is from RefSeq and is a predicted model, not a curated record. Lineage: Eukaryota; Metazoa; Chordata; Aves; Galliformes; Phasianidae. Gene Ontology annotation, cellular component: heteromeric SMAD protein complex. The annotation marks the transcript as partial. Gene Ontology annotation, molecular function: transcription regulator inhibitor activity; I-SMAD binding.